AUGUCAAUUAUAAGUGCAAUUGUAAAGAAUGGAAUUAGCAUUCCUCUUCCUCGUGCUGCUACCGCCUCCUCCUCGCAGGACAUUUCAUCUGGUUUCCCCCGUUAUAAUCCAGAAGAAAGCGAUGAUCCUUAUGCUGGAUUGACGCACAAGCAGAUUAUCGAGAGGAAGAAACAAGGGAAAGCCGUGCGCUUCGAGCUUGAGCGCAUGCUGGCCGAACAAGCCGAUGCGGACGUCCCGGACAUGCAAACGCAAGAAGUUCCUGGUCCGCCUGAUCCUGAAGCUAAAAAACAAAAGCAGAAAGGCAAACAACAACGACAAGAAGGGCUGCAAACGCAAUCUGACGAGCCCUGUAAGAUAUGUGUUGAACACAGUGUUUAUGAUCCUCAGAACCCUCACGCUUCGACACGUACCAAACGUUGCCCGUACCACAAGGACACAAUCCGAGAACGGCUCAAGCACGUUCUCGGAAUCCCGCGUUUCUUGACGCCGUCGAUCGUCUUGUGGUCUAUAUCCGAGAAGAAAUCGCAAAGUUACUUGCCCGCAUUUUUCACGAUUUUGCAGUAUCUCAAAAGAUAUAACGAUGAGCAGCUUGCUUUGGCGGAUGAAAUCUCGACUAGCCGGAACCCUCGUCAACCACGUCAAUGCCGAGAACGUCCUACCGCUUACACUGACUCGAAUGAGUUAUAUAAUUCGAUCGCGGAAUUCCAAGGGUUCAUUGCGGAUACAAGCGAAACCGCCCCUAUCGAUUGA
This is a messenger RNA of Radiomyces spectabilis, 750 nucleotides long. RefSeq lists its product as uncharacterized. NCBI's taxonomy places the organism in Eukaryota, Fungi, Mucoromycota, Mucoromycetes, Mucorales, Radiomycetaceae. The record is from RefSeq and is a predicted model, not a curated record. The transcript has 5 exons. Bases 1 to 750 code for a protein of 249 amino acids.